AAUUGAGUGGUUUAACUGCGCAUGCAUAUAGUUAUUAGACUUUUUUUUGCGGCUAGAUUUUACGCUUCAUUUGAAAUCAUUUUAGUAAAUCUAGUCUUUUAAUAAACUGGAGUGCAGCUCCAGUUGAACGUGCGUAAAGCGCCUUCGUCAGCGUUACGCACGGACCGAAGGCGCGCUGUCAUUGGCUGAGAUUCCAGGGCUGCUGGCCGUUUAAGCACGCUCCCAUCUGCUCCUCACUCCAUCCUGACAUCCAGAGGUUACACCAACCCGUUCCACAUCAACGAAAAAUGCGCUUGAGAACAACCUGGUGAGGCUAGGUGAAGGUGAGACUCACCGUGCGGGCGGCACAGACUCACCGGAGCGGCUGCGGGGCUUUCCAGCGCCUCCGUGGAGGUGGAUGGUCGGACGGGACAGCGGAGCAUCGACCGAGGCGCGUCCGGUGCGUGGAUUCUUUAAUUGGACGGUAAACAGGCCCGCUGUGCCCCGUCCCCGGUGUAUCCUCCCGUCGCAGAGAUGCUGCCCUGUCUGCGGGGCGUCCUACGGCCCGCCUUCUCCCUGACAGCCGGGAACGGGCUGGCCAGAGCCGGACUCAGAAGCCACAGAGGAGCCGCUGCGGCGCCCAAGCCGCAGCUCUUCAUGCUGCUCCCGCGGUGUGACCUGGGCACGCACCCGCUCAAGGAGCCCGUGGAGCCCCUCAACUCCCCCCGCGGAGCCAAGGAGUUCAUCUACAGCCUUCACCCGUCGGAGCGCACCUGUCUGCUGCGAGAGCUGCACAGGUUCGAGUCCAUAGCCAUCGCACAAGGGCAGCUGGAAGUUGCACCACCCACUGCAGCCCAGUUAAGAUACGUUUUGCUGCAUAAUGCACUUCCCUUUGUUGGAUUUGGAUUCCUGGACAACUGCAUCAUGAUUGUUGCUGGCACACAGAUCGAGUUAUCCAUCGGUGUCAUUCUGGGCAUCUCAACUAUGGCAGCUGCUGCACUGGGGAACCUGGUGUCUGACCUGGCAGGACUGGGCCUUGCAGGCUACGUGGAAGCUUUGGCGUCCCGGUUGGGGAUGCAGAUUCCUGACCUGAGUCCAAAGCAGGCGGACAUGUGGCAGACCCGAGUCAGCUGUCACACGGGUAAAGCCAUCGGCGUGGGCAUCGGCUGCAUCCUCGGCAUGUUUCCUCUCCUCUUCUUCAAGGAUGACGACAAGAAAGAAGGCCAGACAGAAGCGAAGGACCAAACCGUGACUCCGCCUGCUCCGACGGAGAGCAGCAAAAACUGAAGCAUCACUGGACUUUUCCAGGACCUUUCUUUGCCGAGCGGAGUGCGUGGAAACUCGUUUGGCUUUUAACAGUAAUCAGUUUAACCAUCCAAGAUAUUGUGGGGGAAGAUUUUAGAAGAUAUUUGAAAAAGCACAGGAAUCUGGUCAUCUCUUAAAGAGACGGGUUGGGACUGCUUCCAUCUGCUUCAUCACGGUUUAAAGCCAGGCUCCAUCAUCAGCAGCAGAGGCUCCACCUUAAAACCUUUACAAGUAUAAAAGAUUAGCUAAAAAAUGUGUUAAUUCAAAGUUAAAUCAUUUCUGUCUACAAUAUUACUCCACAUAGAGGAGGCCUGAACAAAACACUAAACAAUUAGUCUGAUUCUGUGUUAAAAUGAAUGCUUUGUUCCGUUUCCUGUUUGGUUCUCAAGGUUCUGCAAACUCAUUUUGUGAAGCAUGCAGCUGAGAUAACAGCGAUAAAUGUUCUUUUUAAAUAGUGAGAAUGAGAGCAGACUGGGAAACAUUCACAAACAUUUCAGGAGAAACUGUUAAAGGUCUGCACUUCUGGAGUGCAUCAAACCACCGAUCUCACAGCAGGGAAACGACUGGUCUACCUCUGAGCCAAAGCUACCCACAGAGGAGAAGAAAUGCAUGAUGGAGGAGGCAAAAGAUGGCAAAACAACCCCAACAUCCUCUAAUUUUUAUCUAUAAAUCACAUGUUGGAGUUUCAUCUGAGGAGAAGCUAUUUAAUGCACACAUUCUUCCAAAUCUUCCAUUAUGAUGCUGCUUCUACUGCCCUCUGCUGGUUGAUAGACACACGGCGCUUGAGAUGCAAUUUUGUUCUUUUUUUGUAGAUUUAUUUAUUUUUGUCUGAAUGUUAACAUUAUUUUGUGUUUUGUUUGACCUAAAAUGUUAAGAUGACAGAUGAUCAGCACAAAGUGGAUCUACAUGAGAGUUACUUCCAGCUGCUCUCUCAAACAGGAGGGACCCGUGACUGCUGUUACUGAAACCUGACUCUAAAGGGACACUUUCUUUGGGAUUGAUCAGGAUUUUAGUUUUUUUAGGGCAACUGACUCUAAAGAAUGAUGAGAAGUGAAGACGAUGUACAAAGAAAUUAACAUAUUUAUGUAUUUGGAUUUUUUUGUUGUCUGAUUGCUUGAUUUUACACAUUUGCAUGCAUCUAUAUUAAUAUUACAAAAAUAAAAUUAAGAAAAAUGCAACAUUUUUAAGUGCAGAAUGACUGAUUUUAAACAAACAAAAAAGUAAAAAA
Molecule: messenger RNA, 2512 nt
Organism: Oryzias melastigma (Indian medaka)
Lineage: Eukaryota; Metazoa; Chordata; Actinopteri; Beloniformes; Adrianichthyidae
Product: transmembrane protein 65
Exons: 8
Coding region: 514-1266 (250 amino acids)
Biological process (GO): regulation of cardiac conduction; cardiac ventricle development
Cellular component (GO): mitochondrion
Source: RefSeq, a predicted model, not a curated record